AUGAGCUUCGCGAUCGAGGUUCCAGGAGAGGCGAGCCCCCUCAGCCUGCAAGAGCUGUGCCGGACCCUACAGCUGGCCACAUCGUCUCAGGACUACAGCCAGCGCCAAUCCGCCGGCCAGCAGCUGUCGUCGUGGGAGUCUCACGUCGACUACUACGCUUCUCUCCAGCUCGCGUUCCUCGACAAGUCCUUGCCGCACGAAAUACGACUGCUCGCCAUCAUACAGCUGAAAAAUGGCGUCGACAGGCACUGGCGUCACCAUACGCUGCAGAACAGUAUCCAGCCCCGCCAGAAGGAGCAGAUCCGAUCGAACCUAUACCGAGGCAGCGUGGGAGAGGAGGACAAGCAACUCGCGCUGCACAAUGCCCUGGUUGUUGCGAAGAUCACUAGGAUUGACUUUCCCCAGGCCUGGCCCGAUGCGAUGACCAACCUGGUCAGCCUGUUACGGGAAACAAAAGACGGGAGCCCUGGGAACCUGUCGGGCGCCCUCACAAUCCUCCUGCGCGUGGUGAAAGAGCUCGGAACCGCCCGCCUGAGAAAGUCCCAAACGGCACUACAAUCCGUCACGCCGGAGCUGGUCUACCUGCUCGGGGAGAUAUACACCAGCAGCACGGCGGCAUGGACCGCGUUCCUGACCAGCGGUCAAGGCGACGAGGAUACCGCUGACUUCGCCAUGCAAAACAGCUUGACAUCUUUCAAAACACUCCGCCGCCUUCUGAUCGUCGGCUACGAGUUCCCCCACAAGGAUAACACAGUUCAGCAAGCAUGGAAUCUGUCUCAGUCGCAGUUCGGUCAGUUCCUUGGUUUUGUCAGCCACGACUCCCCGAUACCCGCGCCAUACUUGGAGAUCGUCGGAAAGCACCUCAUGCAGUUUACCAAGCUCCAUCUAGAAAUGGCACAAGCCCACCCGGCUAGUUUUGCCUCGCUUCCGAACUCUUUCGAACUCGUGCGGUCAUAUUGGGACUUAGUUGCCAAGUUUGCCGAGGUCUUCACGAAGUCUGGCGGACUGCGUCAAGGAGCCAGCACAGCGGAUGGGGAGGCCAAGUCCAAGAUGGAAGGCCCCUUGCUAGAAAAGCUGGCGCUCAAGGGCUUGCUGCUUGUGCGAGCAUGUAUUAAGAUGGUCAACCAACCGCAGCAGACGUUUAGAUACCGUUCGAAGGAGGUCAAAGAGGAGCAGUCACAGCUUAUCGGCCAAGUGAAAAAUGACCUACUGAAAGACGAGUUCAUAGUACAGAUGGCCAAUAUCAUCAUUUCACACCUUCUGAUCUUUCGCCAGGCAGACCUUGAUGCUUGGGAAGAGAGCCCGGAAGAAUGGGAGCAGCAAGAGGAGGCUCAGGGAACCGCUUGGGAAUGGGAGGUUCGACCUUGUGCUGAAACCGUGCUUCACUCACUCCUCGUCAGUUACAAGCAUCUCUUAGUCCAGCCGCUUCUGGCAUACUUUGAGACUGCCAAGAGUCCGCAAGCCAAUAUCAUGACGAAGGAGUCUGUGUACACUGCGCUAGGCCUGGCAGCUCCUCAUCUAGAGAAGCAGUUCGAUUUUGAUGACUUCUUGAGAUCGACUCUUAUCAACGACGCACAGCAGCAAGGGCCGCUGUGCAAGGUGCUGAGGCGCAGGAUCAGCAUUCUCACCAGUCAAUGGGUUCCAAUCGGUGUAUCCAAGGACAGCCGGGUAUUGAUUUACGAGAUCUACCGACAUUUCCUUAACCCAAAUGACCAAAACAACGACAUUGUCGUUCGUAUCACGGCUGGAAGACAAUUCAGAUUGGUAGCGGAAGAUUUCCAAUUUGAGGGACAAGUGUUCAGCCCAUACGCCGAGGGCGUUCUCACAGAGUUGAUCAAACUUCUACACCAGACAGACAUUGAUGAAACCAAAUUGGCAAUUCUGGACACGACCAAGGCUAUCAUUGAACGGAUGGAAACCUAUGUCAACCCUUUUGCAGACCUAAUUGUCUCCGCUCUGCCUGCCAUAUGGGAAUCCGAGACCGAUCUUGGCUACAUGCUGAAGCAAGCAGUUUUGACAAUCCUGCAAUCGCUGAUAAUGUCUAUGAGGCAGGAGUCAAAGAGAUUCCACGCAAUUACCGCCCCACUGAUCUUCGAUUCAGUUAAAGAGGAUUCAGAUGUCUUCAUCUAUCUCAUCGACGAGUCGUUGGAUCUAUGGACCAAUAUUCUACAUCAAAGUGACACUCCAUUGUCGCAGGAGCUUUUGAGCUUAAUUGAACCAGCCAUAAGGCUGCUUGGUGAACACACGGAACACCAUCUCAUAUAUCUUACCAUAGCCGGCUCCUACAUCCUGUUGGCCCCUGAGGUCAUGCUCGAGGAGCGUUGGAGACAGCCUUUACUCAAAGCAUUGGGCGACACGUCUACCUGGCAGCAUGCGCGUGACCAACAAACCGUUGCCAGCAGGUAUAUCGACUUUUUGCUACGCUGCGCUGAAGAACUCGGCAAGAUCGAUGGGCUUAAAGUUGUCAUUCAGGACAUGAUGGCUUGCGGUUUCUUGACGCAGAUGUUCGAAGGAAUUCACGAUGCCUACAAUGCACACCAGACGUCGGGGCCGAAUAGGAAACAGCCCAAAGUCAACAACCUGACUCUCACCGACUACUUCGCUACUCUCUCACGCAUCGCCGUGAUCGAUCCCAGCACAUUUGUCGACAUUCUUACGUCUAUCGGCCCUCUCGACCAAGUGUGGCCCUGGCUGAGUGCUGAGUGGUUUUCCAACUUCGACUGUAUUUCCGACGACAGGCGACGAAAGCUGAACCUGCUUGCCCUGACCCGACUCAUGGAGCUCGGAGAGCCGAUGCAAGGGCUUGUUCUCGCAAAGCUGCAAGACUACUUUACCAUGUGGACAAGCGUCAUUGCCCCCAUCCUGGACGAGCAGGACCCCUCGAUCGAUCUACUCGUCCUCACGGAUGGGCUCGAGUCUACGGAAUGGGAUACGCCCAGGGACCUGCGGGAGAGGGCGCUGAAGGAAAGCGACCCUGUCAGUCGGGUCAACGCGUUGACUUUCGUCAGAGACACGCUGUCCGGGUUGGUCCAGAGAGUAGGCGACCAGGCUUUCCAGGAGAACUAUCUCGCCAACGUGGACUCGGACGUGGUUGGCAGUUUCCAGAAGCUCGGCACCCCUCAGUCCAGGUAG
Messenger RNA from Neoarthrinium moseri, 3132 nucleotides. RefSeq lists its product as uncharacterized. The record is from RefSeq and is a predicted model, not a curated record. Gene Ontology annotation, biological process: protein import into nucleus. The transcript has a single exon. Gene Ontology annotation, molecular function: small GTPase binding. Lineage: Eukaryota; Fungi; Ascomycota; Sordariomycetes; Amphisphaeriales; Apiosporaceae. The coding region runs from base 1 to 3132 and encodes 1043 amino acids. Gene Ontology annotation, cellular component: nuclear envelope; cytosol.